Molecule: messenger RNA, 519 nt
Organism: Caenorhabditis angaria
Lineage: Eukaryota; Metazoa; Nematoda; Chromadorea; Rhabditida; Rhabditidae
Source: the annotation of a GenBank genome assembly
AUGCAAACGAUACGAUUCAAUAAACAGGCUGUUUUUGGGAUUUGUAUCGUUUCUUCAUUUUUAGUUUUUUCGGUUUUCUGGUAUUAUGGAGGAAGUGAUUCGGGAGAAAUUGGAGUGGCAAAUAGGAAUGAAAUUGUUAAGGUUGGUUAGGAUGCGAUUUUGGGAAAAUUAUUUGGGAAUUUUUAGAAUCUUUCUGAAUUUGAAAGAAUUUUAAAAUUUUGAUCCACCUUAUUUCUCCCAUACGCAAUAUACAUACGUUUGAAACACAAAAAUUAAGCUCACCAUCUCCUUCUUCGAAAUCUACAGUACCCAUUUUCUAGGCUCGAUUUGGACACGGGUAUCAAUUAAACGCUAAAGAUGUAGUUGCAAGCGAAGAAGUUCUUAAAAAAGUUGAAAAACUAAAAAAGAUCUGAAGAUUUUCCGGAUGAGAUUGAACCUGUGAAUAUUAGCCCACCAUUAAAUAUUCAACCAGAACCAACAGAUCAAGAUUUGAUUGGAAAACGACAUUAUCAAGAAUAG